CACAAAGCUUACCUAAAGCGUAGGAACUACUUUUCGCAAAUUAAGAGUCCGCCAGGACUGUAGUACGGUAACGGACCACUUCCGGUUUUGCAAUAAACCAACAUGGCGUCCGGCACAGAGAUGUGUGGAUCAGUCAGUGAUGAGGAACCGACGGAAACAUUAGCAUCACAGAAGAGAGAGGAAAGGCUGAGAAAGUUCCGAGAGCUUCAUUUAAAAAGGAACGAGGCUCGUAAACUGAAUCAUCAGGAAGUGGUGGAGGAGGACAAGCGGCUAAAGCUGCCCUCCAACUGGGAGGCUAAGAAAGCUCGCCUCGAGUAUGAGCUCAUGGUGGAUGAAAAGAAGAAGGAGUGUGCGGCUCGAGGGGAGGAUUACAACCGUGUGAAACUGCUGGAGAUCAGCGCCGAGGAUGCUGAGAGAUGGGAGAGGAAAAAGAAGAAGAAAAACCCUGAUCCUGGCUUCUCAGGGUACGCCGAGGCCCAGCUGAGGCAAUACCAGAGGCUCACUAAACAGAUAAAGCCUGAUAUGGAAACCUACGAAAGACAAAGAGAGGAGUGUGGUGAAGACUUUCACCCCACCUCCAACAGUCUGAUCCACGGAACGCACGUUCCCUCUAGAGAAGCCAUUGACCGCAUGCAGGAGGACGUCGAGAAACAAAUCGAGAAGCGCGCCAAAUUCAGCAGGCGCAGAGCCUACAACGAUGACGCCGACAUUGAUUACAUCAACGAGAGAAACGCCAAGUUCAACAAGAAAGCCGAGCGCUUCUACGGAAAAUACACCGCCGAGAUCAAACAGAACCUGGAGAGAGGAACCGCAGUGUAGCUGUCAGUGUUGUUAUCAAGAUGGCAAGCUUUCUUUAGAUCAUCAUCAGUGCUUUUGUGUAUAUUUUUUUUUCUCGAUUACUGCUCUUUUUAAUACUCUGACACAUAGACACUGCUCUGAUCAGCCUGAACAAUCCUGUUAGUGUAAAUGAAUACUAUUCAUGUACCAGUUUGUUGUGUGAAAAUGGAGUCUUUCAUGUUGUGUAUUUUUUGUUGUCUUGAAUAAAAAUCGUCAGUUUA
Pangasianodon hypophthalmus (striped catfish) is the source of this 1058-nucleotide messenger RNA. RefSeq names its product SYF2 pre-mRNA-splicing factor (gene syf2). The transcript has 7 exons. Gene Ontology annotation, cellular component: Prp19 complex; post-mRNA release spliceosomal complex; catalytic step 2 spliceosome. The coding region runs from base 103 to 819 and encodes 238 amino acids. The record is from RefSeq and is a predicted model, not a curated record. NCBI's taxonomy places the organism in Eukaryota, Metazoa, Chordata, Actinopteri, Siluriformes, Pangasiidae.